Setaria italica (foxtail millet) is the source of this 1419-nucleotide messenger RNA. RefSeq names its product protein trichome birefringence-like 5. The record is from RefSeq and is a predicted model, not a curated record. The transcript is spliced from 6 exons. NCBI's taxonomy places the organism in Eukaryota, Viridiplantae, Streptophyta, Magnoliopsida, Poales, Poaceae. Gene Ontology annotation, cellular component: Golgi apparatus. Gene Ontology annotation, molecular function: O-acetyltransferase activity.
AUGCCGCCCGUGCCGCGGCUCCCGUGGCGCCUGGCCGCCCCGCUCCUCGCCGCCUUCGUCUCCGUCCCGUUCAUCCUCCCGCUCGCGCUCCCCCUCCUCCGCUCCUCCUCCACCUCGCCGCGGGCGCUCUCCCAACACCACAGCUCCGAUGGCUCCGCCGCCUCGCGUCCCGUCGCCGCCGCUACCGAUGCAGAUUCCAGCUUCUCCACCGCCGCCACCGAUGCAGACUACACCUUUUCCACCGCCGCCGCCGUCUCCCUCUCCACCACCGCCCGAGACCCCGGCGAACGACGACAGGCGGGUGGAGCCGAAACCGGGCGGUGCGACGUGUUCGACGGGGAGUGGGUGCGGGACGAGAGCGCGCCGCUGUACGCGCCGGGGACGUGCCCUACGUGACGAGCGUACUCUGCGCGGUGACGCGGCGACGACGGGUACACACGGUGGCGCUGGGCGCCGCGCCACUGCAGCCUCCCCAGGUUCAACGCGACGGACUUCCUGGCCAGGCUGCGCGGCAAGCGGCUGAUGCUCGUCGGCGACUCCAUGAACCGGAACCAGUUCGAGUCCUUGCUCUGCAUCCUGCGCGAGGCCCUGCCGGACAAGACCCGGAUGUUCGAGACGCACGGGUACAGGAUCAGCAAGGGCCGGGGCUACUUCGUCUUCAAGUUCGCGGAUUACGACUGCACCGUGGAGUUCGUGCGGUCGCAUUUCCUGGUCCGCGAAGGGGUGCGCUUCAACCGGCAGAGGAACUCCAACCCGAUCCUCCAGAUCGACCGCGUCGACAAGACGGCCAACCGGUGGAAGAAGGCCGACGUGCUCGUCUUCAACACCGGACACUGGUGGACGCACGGCAAGACGGCGAGGGGAAAGAACUACCACAAGGAAGGUGACACGCUGUACCCCCACUUCGACUCGGCCGAGGCUUACAGACGAGCCCUCAAGACAUGGGCUCGCUGGAUCGACAAGAACAUGGACCCGGCGAGAAGCGUCGUGUUCUACCGAGGAUACUCCACUGCACAUUUCAGGGGAGGCGAUUGGGAUUCCGGCGGAUCGUGCAACGGCGAGACGGAGCCAACGUUCAAAGGCGCCAUCAUCGACAGCUACCCUCUCAAGAUGAGGAUCGUGGAGGAGGCCAUCGGCCGGAUGCGUUUCCCGGUGCGGCUGCUGAACGUGACGAAGCUGACCAACUUCCGCAGGGAUGGGCACCCGUCGGUGCACGGCAAGGCAGGGGACAAGAAGGUGUCCAAGAGGAAGCAGGAUUGCAGCCACUGGUGCCUCCCUGGCGUGCCGGACGCGUGGAACGAGCUCAUCUACGCCUCUCUUGUCUUGGAACCUAACCCUGUCGCAUGGGAAAAGAGAUGAGAGCAAGCAAAUUUCUUUUUUUAGUAUUUAUUGAACUAGCAACUUAGCAAGACUAUUAAC